CUACUACUAGACUCCGAGUCCGACUCCGAGUCGCUUCCAAAUUUGGCGCCAAAUCUUCCUCACUGGGCUUUCAUUGUUUCAUUGUCAACAAAGCUUGAAUAGUGCAAGCGCCAACAACAAUAUUGAAGCUGGACAGGAGGUCUUCCCAUGAGCCAAAGGUUCCGGGCUCGGGAGAAGCGCUCACGAGGCUGUCAAGGCUGAGGUAGCCAUGAGAUUUGUUUUCUGGAUGGUACAUGCACCCCAGUGUUGCGAAGGCUGAGGGUCCCCUUCAUCAAUUGCGAAGGCUGAGGGUCCUCUUCGACGGCGCUUCCCAGUGAACACACAGUUCCAUCAUUGCUUGGCGUCAUCAAAAUCUACUAUAAUUGGCGCUGAUGGCGGCCAAUGGGAGCAACCCCGCUCCUUCGGAAGAGAGCAUCGACAGCGCCACCUUCAGCAGCCGCCUGCAGACCUUGUAUGCCAGCUGGGAGGCUUCGCGCGCAUCGCUGUGGGGUGGUGCGCAGGCACUGGCGGUGGCCAGCGGGCCGGGCAGCGAGGACCUACGGUACCUUAAGUCUUCCGCUUUGCAGCUCUGGCUCCUCGGGUUUGAGUUCCCAGAGACCAUCAUGGUGUUCCUUGCCGGAGGCGUCCACUUCAUCUGCAGCAAAAAGAAGGCUGGUAUGUUGGAGGCGGCCAAAGCAAGCUUCCCUGAAGACCUUAAAGUGCAGGUCCAGAUCCAUGUGAAGGGCCGCAGCGAUGACGGGGCCACCCAUAUUGCGGCGGUGCUGAUUGCGCUCAAAGAGAGCAGCGGGGCGACCCCGGCAGUGGGCUGGCUGCCCAAGGAGAAGCCGGAGGGCGACCUCAUGACCAGGUGGGCGAGUGCGCUGUCUGCGAGUGGGGCGACGCUGGUGGACGCCGCGCCCGGGCUGGCGUACCUGCUGGCCACCAAGGACGAGGCAGAGAUCGUGAACGUGAAGCGGGCCGCCCUCCUGGCCGCCCAGGUCCUCAAGAUGCACGCCAUCGUGCAGGUCGAAGAGAUCAUCGACCAGGAGAAGACUGUAACGCAUGCCAAGCUCUCCGAAGAUGCGGAGGCAGCGCUGCUAGAGCCGUCCCGUGUCAAAGUUAAGUUGAGGGCGGAGAACGUGGACUUGGCAUAUCCCCCCAUUUUCCAGAGCGGGGGGGAGUACGACAUCCGCCCUGCUGCUGAGAGCAGCCCGGGAACUUUGGAUUUUGGGACGUGUGGGGUGAUCCUGCUGGCCGUUGGGGCCAAGUACAACUCGUACUGCGCCACGCUGGCGCGCUCCCUCCUCAUCGACUCCACCAAGAAACAGGAACAGGUGUACAAGGCCUUGUUGCGUGCUCAGGAGGCGGUCAUUGCCGCGCUGCGCCCUGGGGCGCGCCUGGCCGACGUUUAUCAGGCGGGCGUAGCAGUGGUGCAGGCGGACGCCCCGGAUGCAGUGCCCUUCCUGUCCAAGACGUUUGGCAGCAGUAUCGGGCUGGAGCUGCGUGAGGGCACCUACUCCAUCAGUCCCAAGAACAAGGAGACCGUGCGGCCCCACAUGUGCUUCAACGUUGCGCUGGGCGUGCAGGCGGUGCCCAACCCGGAGGCUCCGGCGGGGGCGUCCCGCGAGUACGCCCUGCUGCUGGCCGACACCGUCAUCGUGAAGCAAGACCAGGCCGAGGUGGCCACUGCCUCGUGCUCCCGCGCCUGGAACGAGAUUGCUUACUCCUUCAAGGAUGGAGACGACGAGGAGCCCGACGUGAAGCCGCCUCCCCCGCCACCGCGCCGGGCCGCUGCCGCCGUGGAUGCGAAGAAUACGCUGCGCUCAGAGAAGGAGCUGAACAAGGAAGAGGAGCGCAAGCGGACGCAGGCGGAGCUGGUGGCGCAGAAGAACGAGGAGACGCGGCGCCGCAUCCUGGACAUGGCCAACGGAGGCGCAGGGGGCUCAGGCGGGGGCGCAGGCGGGGGCGGCGGGCGCGGGGGCGGCGGAGAGGUGGUGGCGUACCGCGGGGUGGACGACAUUCCGAGCAGCCGCGAGCUGAUGAUCCAGGUGGACCAGCGCAACGAGGCCGUGCUGCUGCCCAUCUACGGCCUCAUGGUGCCCUUCCACGUGGCCACCAUCAAGAACGUGACCAGCUCCCAGGACGGCGGCAUCAGCCUGAUCCGCAUCAACUUCAACGUGCCCGGCGCAGCGUUCGGCGCGGGGUACACCCCGGCCGUGAAGUACCCGGACUCGGUGUUUUUGCGCGAGGUGUCGUACCGCAGCAGCGACGCGCGGCACAGCAACCAGGUGGUGCAGCUGCUCAAGACGAUGCGCCGCCAGGUGGCGCAGCGGGAGAACGAGCGGGCGGAGCGCGCCACCCUCGUCACCCAAGAGCGCCUCCAGCUCCUCAAGGGCCGCGCGCCUCGGCUGAGCGACGUCUGGAUCCGGCCCAACUUUGGCGGGCGCGGCAAGAAAGCGACCGGGACACUGGAGGCGCAUGCUAACGGGUUCCGCUACGCCACCAACAAGGCGGACGAGCGGCUCGACAUCAUGUACGGCAACAUCAAGCACGCCGUCUUCCAGCCUGCGGACAACGAGAUGAUCACGCUGAUCCACUUCCACCUGCACCACCCCAUCAUGCUGGGCAAGAAGAAGACGCAGGACGUGCAGUUCUACGCCGAGGUCAUGGACGUCGUGCAGACCGUCCACAGCGGCCGCCGCGCCAUGUACGACCCGGACGAGAUCGAGGAGGAGCAGCGGGAGCGCGAACGACGCAACAAGAUCAACAAGGACUUUGAAAACUUUGUGAAAAGGGCGCAGGAGCUAUUCGGGCAGCUGGACCUAGAGUUCGACGUGCCGUUCAACCAGUUCGCGUUCACGGGGGUGCCCUUCAAGACCUCCGCCAAGAUCAUCCCCUGCGUCAAUUGCUUGGUGUCACUGAUUGAGGUGCCAUUCCUGGUGGUGACGCUGGACGAGAUCGAGAUUGUCAGUCUGGAGCGUGUGGGAAUGAGCAAGAAGAGCUUCGACAUGACCAUCGUCUUCAAGGACUUCCGGAAGGACGUCCACCGCAUCGAUGCUAUCCCCACUGCCUCGCUGGAGAUGAUCAAAGACUGGUUGACGAGCAUGAAGAUCAAGUACUAUGAGAACCGGCUGAACCUGGUGUGGAAGCCCAUUUUGCGCACCAUCCUGGACGACCCCGACAAGUUCCUCGAGGACGGCGGCUGGGAGUUCCUCAACGCGGACGCCUCCGACGAGGAAGGCGGCUCCGAUGAGGAGUCCGACGCGUACGAGCCGUCCGACGAGGAAGCCGCCUCCGAGUCGUCCGAGGAGGAGGACGACGAGAGCGUGGUGGCGUCCGACGAGGACGACGAGGACGGCAGCAGCGGCAGCGACGAGGACGAGGAGGAGGGCAUGGACUGGGACGAGCUCGAGGAGCAGGCCGCCAGGGAGGACCGGGAUCGCAGCGAUGAAGACGACAGUGAAGACGACCGGCGGCGGAAGAAAGGCAAGGGGCGGCCGCCAGACCGCCGGGGAGCGCCGCCGAGCAAGAAGAUGCGGCGAUGAGGAGACCAUCUCGAAAGCCCAAAGCCUUGGCCAGGGAACUGGUCGAGUUAAGACAUCUGCGGAACUGCUUUGUUGGGCCGACACUAGAAAAGCAUUCUGGGAGAGCUUCAUUCCAUCAGAUGUAUGUGCGAUUUAACCACGAUACAGGCCUUCGAAGAUCGUGUGCAAGGCGUUUUAUUGUCAUUCUUUCGAUC
This is a messenger RNA of Klebsormidium nitens, 3718 nucleotides long. The record is from the annotation of a GenBank genome assembly. NCBI's taxonomy places the organism in Eukaryota, Viridiplantae, Streptophyta, Klebsormidiophyceae, Klebsormidiales, Klebsormidiaceae.